Molecule: messenger RNA, 943 nt
Organism: Chionomys nivalis (European snow vole)
Lineage: Eukaryota; Metazoa; Chordata; Mammalia; Rodentia; Cricetidae
Gene: Nxnl2
Product: nucleoredoxin like 2
Exons: 3
Coding region: 3-536 (177 amino acids)
Biological process (GO): sensory perception; photoreceptor cell maintenance
Source: RefSeq, a predicted model, not a curated record
ACAUGAGACCUGCCCUCAAUUUUCUUCCAGAACUCCAAGAUAUAGGCGAUGGAGGGUCCAGGGCUAUGGUGGACGUGCUGAGCGGGCGGCGCCUGGUGACCCGCGAGGGCACGGUGGUGGAGGCGGAGGCCGCGCUGCAGAACAAGGUGGUAGCCCUGUACUUUGCAGCGGGCCGAUGCGCCCCCAGCCGCGACUUCACGCCGCUGCUCUGCGACUUCUACACCGCGCUGGUGAGCGAGGCACGGCGGCCUGCACCCUUCGAGGUGGUGUUCGUGUCGGCGGACGGCAGCCCCGAGGAGAUGCUGGACUUCAUGCGCGAGCUGCACGGCGCCUGGCUGGCACUGCCCUUCCACGACCCCUACAGGCAUGAACUGAAGAAGAGGUACGACAUCACAGCCAUCCCCAAGCUCGUGGUCAUCAAACCCAAUGGAGCGGUCAUCACCAACAAAGGGCGGAAACAGAUCCGGGAGCGCGGGUUAGCUUGCUUUCAGAACUGGGUGGAAGCGGCCGAUGUUUUUCAGAACUUCUUGGGGUGAAUCUGGAGGGACCAGGGCAGAUGCUUGCUGCAAGUGCAGACCAAACACCUUCGAAGAGGGAGUUGCUUGUUCUUUUCUCUGUUGGGGGAUUUCAUAGUAGUGGCACCAAAGCAGGACAAAGGGCAGGUGCUGCCCAGGAAAGAACUACACCCUCCCUCUGCGGGUCCUAGAGUUCCUCUGGUGUGGACUUUUGUUUUUAUAGCUUCCUCUACCCGUGCCUAGGCCCCAGGACACAUCGACAGUGUGCUAUCAAAAAUCUAUGCAAGAUGCUCAUUUCUGCAGGCUUUUUUGGUAAAUUGAUCUAUGAGGUAUGCAUUUUCUGAUGACGUAUCACAUUUUAGUGAUGCCUUGGUAAGUGUAUUUAUUAAUCACGUUUGUAGUUUAAUAAACCAACAUUCAUACCUUGA